ACGCUGCACGACGCUAGAGGAAAACGCACUGCCAACGGACAACGGAGUCAGGUGCGGCGGGAGGUAGCAUGAGGGAGCAGCAGGAUUCCGGCGACGUGACGGGGCGCCGGGGCGGGGUCAUCAGGUCGCUGCUGGGCGUCGAGCGCCGGCUCGCGGAGGGCGACGCGGACGCCGAGGGGGCGCUCGGAGCCUCCUCGGAGAAGCAGCAUUUGGCCGCGGACAGCGGCGAGGAGAGGAAGGCGGUGGUGAGGGUGGUGGCGGCUGACAUGCCGCCCGCGCUGCAGCGCCGCGCGUUCCGCUGCGCCCGCGACGAGCUCGCGGCGAUGCCGCACUUCCCGCGCCGGCUCGAGCCCAAGCGCCUCGCGCUGGCGCUCAAGAAGGAGUUUGAUACUGCUUACGGGCCAGCUUGGCACUGCAUCGUGGGGACGAGUUUCGGUUCGUAUGUCACGCACGCCCGGGGCGGUUUCUUGUAUUUUUCCGUCGAUAAGGUCUACAUCCUGCUCUUCAGGACAGCCGUGGAGCCCUCUAAUCAUUGACGGCCACCGGCCUGCCAGCAAUGGACAAAUGGCUCAUAAAAACGCGCAGUUCUUGGGACAGCUUGCACCAAAUUCAGUUGUUCAGUCAGCUAGGCCGAGCCCUUGUAACUUGUAAAUCGCAUUGUUUCUUGGUAGGCAAAUGUAAACUACUCCUUAUGCUUCUGAUAAAAUUUAACAUUUCAGU
Messenger RNA from Zea mays, 720 nucleotides. RefSeq lists its product as uncharacterized. Lineage: Eukaryota; Viridiplantae; Streptophyta; Magnoliopsida; Poales; Poaceae. Gene Ontology annotation, cellular component: cytoplasmic dynein complex. Gene Ontology annotation, molecular function: dynein intermediate chain binding. The coding region runs from base 69 to 536 and encodes 155 amino acids. The record is from RefSeq and is marked validated. Gene Ontology annotation, biological process: microtubule-based process. The transcript is spliced from 2 exons.